Messenger RNA from Paramormyrops kingsleyae, 2555 nucleotides. It is a transcript of the gene slc19a1, whose product is annotated as solute carrier family 19 member 1. Gene Ontology annotation, molecular function: folate:monoatomic anion antiporter activity; folic acid binding. The record is from RefSeq and is a predicted model, not a curated record. NCBI's taxonomy places the organism in Eukaryota, Metazoa, Chordata, Actinopteri, Osteoglossiformes, Mormyridae. Gene Ontology annotation, biological process: folate transmembrane transport. Gene Ontology annotation, cellular component: apical plasma membrane; plasma membrane; basolateral plasma membrane.
UGUACUUAAGUAUGACAGCUCGAAAGCAAUCGUCUGAGGACCUUUCCGGGGAGCUACAUGACAAAUUGCUCAGCUACUGAAAAAAAGCAACGAAGUAAUAAGACCCCAAGGACCAAGUACAAGAAGUGAAACCGGAGGAUGUAAGAAUGCCAACACUGGCUUCGGUGCUACGGAGCAGUUCAAGGGGACAUGGUUAACACGGGGGUAGGCGGGGGGGACACGGAGGAGACUCACCAAGACCCCAGCGAUCACUACCGAGAGCAUGGCUCCACAGCGGCGCCGGCCAAGGCGCCCCACAGGCAGAUGUGGUCGGUCGUCUUCCUCUGCUUCUAUGGCUUCAUCGUCCAGCUGAAACCUGGAGAACCUUUCAUCACACCUCUGCUGCUCAGCCCAGAGAAGAACUUCACAAGAGAGCAGGUGACUAAUGAGAUCAGUCCGGUUUUGUCCUACUCCUACAUGGCGGUGCUGGUUCCCGUCUUCCUGCUGACGGACUUCUUGCGCUACAAGCCCCUGCUGGUGCUGCAGAGCCUCAGCCAUGUUGCUAUCUGGCUGCUGCUGCUUCACGGCACCACGCUGCUGCAGAUGCAGUUCAUGGAGUUCUUCUACGGCAUCACCAUGGCAACGCGUGUGGCCUACUCCUCCUACAUCUUCUCCCUGGUGGCUCCGGCGCUCUAUCAGCGCGUGGCCAGCUACUCACGCUCCUCCGUGCUGAUGGGCGUCUUCGUCAGCUCGGUGCUGGGCCAGCUGUGCCUCUCGUUGGGUGGCGUCUCUUACGCCAUGCUCAGCACUAUCUCGCUGGGCUUUGUCAGCCUGGGUCUCUUGCUUUCUCUCUGCCUGCCGUGGCCAAAACGCAGUCUGUUCUUCAACCGGAGGCAGGAUGAGAGGGCCGAGGCCGCCCAAUGUGAGCUCGUCAAGAUGGAUCCCAGUGGGUUUCCUUCCUCAACCGUCACCUCCUCCUGGCGGAGCUCCCUGUUUCUCCAGAUGGUGAAGGAGCUGAGGAAUGUGGUGCGGAUGCCUAACCUCCGCCUCUGGAGCCUGUGGUGGGUGUUUAACUCUGCUGGAUACUACCUGGUCCUCUUUUACGUGCACAUCCUGUGGAACAAAGUGUACCCCUCCACUGAGAACAAGCACGUGUACAAUGGGGGAGUGGAGGCAGCCUCUACUUUGCUUGGUGCCAUCACUUCCUUUGCUGCUGGCUUUGUGAAGAUCCGGUGGAACCUGUGGUCAGAGCUGAUGAUCGGUGUCAUCACUGCCCUACAGGCUGGCUUGCUGCUUCUCAUGGGUACCACUGACAGCAUUUGGGUCUGCUAUGUGUCCUACACCCUCUUCAAGGGACUCUAUCAGUUCCUGGUGCCUAUUGCCACUUUCCAGAUAGCCUCAUCUCUCACGAAAGAGCUGUGUGCCUUGGUGUUUGGUGUGAACACCUUCCUCGGGACCAUUCUGAAGACCAUCAUCACCAUCAUCGUAGUAGACAAGAGGGGACUGGGACUGUCUGUGCAUUCCCAGUUUUCACUUUACUUUUUCUACUUCGCUGUGCUGACCGUCAUCUAUCUGGGCUCUGCGGCUACCGUCUUGAUCAGACAUUGUCGUGUGCGGAGUGGGAAUGCGACCUCCACGGAGACGCCAGCCAAAGAACUUUGCCCUUUAGGGACAUGUGGCAGUGAACCAGAUCAGCACCCGGUCAAUGGGGUUAGUGUAAAGCGAUGAUAAUUAGUCUGUAUACAUAUAACGUUUAAAUUGACCUUUUUAUAAGAUUAGUUUUUUAUUAUACUAAUAUUUAAAAGCACUUUUCAAAUUCUUCUAUGUGAAUGAUCAGCACACAUACUGUAAUAGUGCAUGAAUCCUCAGAUAUAAUACUGUUGCAUUAUAUUUGUAAUAUUUCAUCCUUGUACUGUUUGGUAACAUAUUAGAUAUGUCAAAAUGUAAAACUGUUAACAUGAUUUUUCUUUUAAAUUUAAAUCAAUUUAUAUUGUACCUAUUUUACCACAACCCCACCCCCCCCACCAAAAAAAAAAACAAAAAUACAGGCACAUGGACUCAUUCCUCAUAGUGUGUGAUUGUGUGUCCCGCGAUGGACUGGGGGUAUAUGCCCCGCCCUGUGCUCCAGGCUUACUUGGAGUGACUUUGUGCUGUGAUUACAGAAAAUAGAAAAUGUCAUACAACCAAUAUCUAGCAAUAAUACUAGAUAAAGGGAAAAUUGCUGUAAAACCCCAUUAUAUGCUGGCAUCCUGUCCAGGGUGUACCCCUGCCUUGUGCCCUGUAAUGCCUGGAAUAUGCCCUAAGCCCCCCCCCCCCGUAGUACUGACCAGGAUAAGCUUUUGGAAUGGAUGGAUAAAUAGAUGGUGAGAAAUCUCAGUGGAUUUGGACCAGGGGUCACCAACCUUUUUGAAACCGAGAGCUACAGUACUUCAUGGUUACUGAGCUAUAUGAAGGGCUACCAGAAGAGACUUUACCUAAACUUAUCUAAACUUCAUGUAUAAUAUACAUGUUUUAAAUGUUUUUUUUUUUUUAGAUAUUGUCCUUUUCAAGUCUAUAUAAAUGCAAAUAUGAUUAAA